Messenger RNA from Stegodyphus dumicola, 566 nucleotides. RefSeq names its product transmembrane protein 248-like. NCBI's taxonomy places the organism in Eukaryota, Metazoa, Arthropoda, Arachnida, Araneae, Eresidae. The record is from RefSeq and is a predicted model, not a curated record.
AUGUAAAAUUUGCAUUUGAUGAAUGUUUCAGGUAAAUAUUCUUCCUUGCUGUUCAAUAUUUCUUUAUCUUUUCAACCAUUGAAUAACAGCAGCUGUGAUGGUGCUAAAUGUCAUUCUCUAUAUGAAGCUUGCCUGAUAAUGAGUUUGCCUGCUGAUUUGCUUCCUGAAACAAAAAGUCCUGAAAGAUGCAAAGCUGGAGAUUAUAUUGAACAAGAAGCUCAGCCUAUUUACUUUUCAGAAAACCAAAUCUUAAGUGAGAAAGGUGCAUCAACAGUAUGUAUAGAAUUAGACUAUACACCUGAUGCCAAGCUCACUGAGAUGUUAAGCUUACAAGAUCGUUCAAUUGUGAAUUUACAUCUCAUGCAUACCAGUUAUUUCAUGUUUGUGAUGGUCAUGACUCUGGUUUGCUAUUCUUUGAUCAAAGGCAGAUAUCGACAUCCAAAAAAUUCUUUAUCUCUUGAAAAGAUUCCAUUAGAUGCUUAAAACAACGAAAACUGUAAUAGAGAUGUAAAUAUAUUUAUCUUGUAAUAAGAUUGAUUUGUAAAAUAAAUAUUUUAGUUAAUUUU